GCCACUACCUCCGCCGGUUCUUCCGGCACGACUGAACCAUUCGUCACUCCUUCUCAUAUGGCCCAUCUCUUCUCUCGCGUACCCAACGGGGAGAUACUUGAGAAGAGACUUUCCCCUCUGGCUACUGCCACCUCCAUGGAAAAGGUUGGAUCUAGUGCGUUGGUAACACAUGAUGCUAGACUUUCGGAUCCUCGGAUCUUGUAUGACUUCUUCCUUCAUCAAGCUUUCCAGAUCCCACCGAUUAAGGUUCAUUGCAUCGGCGCGCAUACCGAGAUUGCGGAUCGGGAUGAGUAUGUGACCAACGAUGGCAACCCCAGACAAAGGAAGAAAGGAGAGCCGGAUAGGAUUAUCGAUUUCGAUUUUUGGAUUAACCUGACCUCCGCGAUCAAGCACGAAAACAACCACUACAAUAUACAAAUGCCCAAUGUCCGUCCCCACGUUCCUGUGCAUCGUGGGACUUAUAAUCCUUCCUAUGCUGCUCUAUUUGCACCCAAACCCCGUAGCCCGGGUCACGAGUAUGCCUCUUUAAAUAUCUCAUCUUUCACCGACGUAGGGCGUUCGGUCACUUCGUCCGAGCGAGCUUUAUGGACCCAGUGGGCAGUGUUUCGAAUGCUCAAGGGUCUCCCCUCAUUCGCUAAUAUGUGGGAACACUCUGAAUUCUGGGACAAGCACAAAGAUACCCCGGCAGGUCAGAAUCUCGUCUCCUUGCGUGAGCGAUUCGAGGCCGAAACGGACCCUGAUUUGAUCAAAGAAGCCUACGAACAUCGGGCUCUAAAAGAUUGGUGCGAGGCCUAUUGCGCAGAUCCCGGCAUACUGAAGGAGUUUCAAAUGGUCAAGGGUAUAUGGGGUUGGGAUUUCGAAGGUCUUGGCACUGCAAUCAAGACUGCCAUACAAUCGACCGGGUAUCAGUCGAAUGAUCUACGUGUCGAGUUUGAGACGGAGGGUAAUGUCAUCAUUGUCCGUCCAGACAACGUUCUGAGUAAAGCUCUCGACAAAUUUUGGGUAUUCGUCUUAUGCUGGGCUUUCAUGAUUUACCCUUUCAUACUGUUAUUCAAACGUCUCCAUCCUCGUGGUGGAGCUAAGUGGGGUCCUACUUCCAUUCAGUAUUCUAUGAAAUGUUACCCUCCUUUACCCUCAACCUUCCCCAACGAAUCCCUCGAGGCCGCUCAACGUCGUCUCCCCGAGAUACUCAAGGAACAUCCAGAGGUUCCGCGUUUCGCAGUCCUUCGUCCGGGUCCUCAAGGUAUCCACUAUUUGCUUGGUAGGAAAGAGGGAGAAUGGUUCCGCGAGUGGGAGGAUAGGAUUCGUACUGCCACUAGACUGAGAUACAAAGGACAGUUGGAAGGAAAUCCGGACGUCGAAGGUCCACCUCCUGAACUAGACGGUUAUUGAGUGUUCAGAGUUUUAUCUUGUACGUCUUUCGUGUAUUUGGUUGUCAUGCAAACUUGUCGGCUC
Tremella mesenterica DSM 1558 is the source of this 1455-nucleotide messenger RNA. RefSeq lists its product as uncharacterized. The transcript is spliced from 6 exons. Lineage: Eukaryota; Fungi; Basidiomycota; Tremellomycetes; Tremellales; Tremellaceae. The record is from RefSeq and is a predicted model, not a curated record. Bases 58 to 1392 code for a protein of 444 amino acids.